This is a messenger RNA of Naegleria gruberi, 2841 nucleotides long. RefSeq lists its product as uncharacterized. The coding region runs from base 1 to 2841 and encodes 946 amino acids. The record is from RefSeq and is a predicted model, not a curated record. NCBI's taxonomy places the organism in Eukaryota, Heterolobosea, Eutetramitea, Acrasida, Naegleriidae. The transcript has a single exon.
AUGUCUCAACACUCAGUUGAGUUUGAUUUAUUUAAAGAUGAGUUAAUUGAUGAUCAUUGUAUGGAUGAUGUUAUUAUUGAAGGAAAUUUUAGUGAUAGAUUGGAUAUUCUAAAGGAUUACCUUAGUGCUCUUCAAGAAUUGAAACAACAAGUUCAAAUAUUUGCUUCUUCAUCACAAAGUCAACCUUCAUCAACAUCUCAUCAAGAAGAAGAUGAUUCCGUUCAUAUUCCUUCUAUUCAACAACAAGCACCUCCAAAGCCAAAACAAUAUGUUACAAUUUCUAAACUAAUCAAUCCGAAAGAGUAUUAUUUAAAUCAGACUAAUUCAUUUUCUGAUUUGAUGAUAAAGGCUAGAGUGAGAAUACCAUUGGAUCAAAUAAUUGCUAAAUACCAAAUCAAGAAUAAGGAUUUGAUGAUUAUUCCAUUUUCAACUCUUUCAAUGACAAGCCUUUUAUUUCAUGAUGUUCAUUUCGAAUAUUAUCAAGCAGUUGCUGUUGAAGAGAACACAGAGAUGGAUUGUAAUGAGGAUAUUAGAUCCAUCAUUCAGGAAAACAACAAUGCAAAGACAUCAAUUGUUGAAGAAAUUGAGGAGGUAGAAAUGGUAGACAAUUGUUCACAUUGUUCAUCAUCGAGUGAGGAGGUUGAAGUGGGGAACAAUCAAAUUGAGAAAAAAGAAGCCUUUGUUGAUAUUAAUUGUGAUUGUGGAAUUUGUUUACUUCCUUUAUAUGAUGGAACUCAAAUCUAUAAUCUCGAGUCUUGUAAUCAUGCAUUUCAUUUAGCUUGUGUACAUCGAUGUAUGGAAAGUAGAAAUAUUCAAAAGUGUUGUGUUAAAUGCUUCAAAGAGAUAUCUCAAGAUGAAAAGAAACAAAUCAAAUUAUUAUUCAAAGAAGAGGUGAGAACAAAGAGAAUUGAAAAGAGAGUUUCCAAUAAUCCAAAACCAAAAGACAAGCCAAAGAAAGAAAAGCUAAAACCAAAGAUUCAGGAACCAUCAUUUGAGCCACCUUCCACUCCUCACAAAAUUAAUCACAACCUCAUUAUUGAAGAGUAUGGAUACAUGUUGAAUAAUCAUUCAGAACUUCCACUCAACUACAAAUGCAAAUCUUAUCUCCCUGCCUUCAAGAGAAGUGACAAACCAAUUGAGUUGAUUUGUACGAUUACCUUAAAUCCUAACUUUGGUAAGGAUGCUCAUAUAUUUCUUCUGAGGAUUGAAUCCAGUAUUCUACCCAAAUCACUUAAAAGCUUCAAUUUCGAGGAAUUAACAGAGAAGAUCAAAGAGCAACUCGAAGAUAAAACUAGUAAGAGAAUAGAAAAUGCAAAGGAGUAUUUUGGAUUGAAAAAUAAGAAGGUCACUUCCAUCAUUGACAAGAUAAGGGAUUGUGAAUUUUUCUAUCGAACUGCAACAGAAAUAAGAGAAAAUUCGCUUACUUUCAAUUCUCCAAUAAUUGUUGGGAAACCUAACGAGCCAAUUGUGAUACCUGAUUCCAGUCAUUUAAAGAGAAAAGAACCUCCUAAAGAGCCAACUUUGGAUUUCAUUCCUGUUAAAAAACGAAAGUGUGAUCUUGCACCAUUCCGAAUAGAUAGAAGCCAGUUUAUGGAUAUAUCCAUACUAUUAGAUACUGAUUAUUCAUCGAUUGAUAUGGUGAUAUCAUAUUUAGAAAACUAUCACGGAAUUCAAUCAACAAGAAGUUUGCUAAAGGGUUUGACUGAGUAUUCCCUGACAGAGAGUGAUUGUGACAUUGUAUCAAAAUUAUAUUUGCUUCUUCAACACUACGAUUUGAGUUGUUCCAGAGGAAUUCAUUCAUUAUAUGAUGUCUUCAAAGAAUGUGACGUGAAAUUGAGCUCUAUUUUAGAUUUGUAUGAUGUACUUUCUCAAUCUGUGAAUCUAUUUCCUAAUGAUAUUAUUUAUCAAUACGCCAAAAAUACUAAAGAAGCAAACAUGUCAACUAUUUCUCUGAUUAACAUAGCCAGCAAGUUUCUUCUUCCAAAAUAUUCAGAAACUGAAAUAAUUAAGGCUUGUACGAACAUUGUUGACUUGUCAAAUAAUUUCUUUACAAGCUUGGAUGCCAGUAUUAUAAUUUCUUCAAGUUGUGAGCAUGAAAUUCUGUAUGGCCUUUUCAAUGUUGUCAAAUCUAUUGAUUAUUUCAUUGUGGAAAAUAUGGACUUGCAAACAGUACUUUUAAAUCUCAUCACAAUAAUAGAUCAUAUUGAAAGAACUGGAAUUGAGGCAAUUAGGAAAUGUCUCUUAAAAUCAUAUGGUAUAGAUGAAGAUAAGGAGAGAGAUGAGAAUCAAAUGGUAAUUGAUACUGUCAAUGAGCAAGAGAAAGAGCAAUCCAAUUCAAAUGAGGUGAUAGAUGCACCUGUUGAGAUAAAUAUGAACUUGAUGGACAGCCAAAUGGGAGACGAAUCACCUGAACAACAACAAUUCAAUGCAGACAUUGUUCCCCCUUUCAAAGAAUCUCCAAAGCAAUCUCCAAAUUCAACUAUUUCUAUUCCAUCCUUUAAAAUAUCAAAAGAAAUUCCUCUCACACAAACCUCAAUAUCAAUACAUUCUUCAGGUAAGAAGCCAGAGCCAGUAACACAAAAUAGAUCUGAUUUGACAAGUAUUGCCGAAUGCUCAAUAGAAGAAAAAGAGCUUGUUAAAAACAUAUCUCAACAAUUAUCACAAAUUUCCUCUAUCCAUCUAUCAGAGCCACAAACUAAACUAAUUGUAAUACCACACUCUCAAGAAAGUUUUCCAAUUGACUUUUCAUACCAUAUUGAAGAAAAUGAAGAGAAAAUUUCACUAUCUCUUAGCUCUUUCGAAUCAGAGAAAGUACCUUCAAUAUUUCCAUAUUUUGACUAA